This is a messenger RNA of Electrophorus electricus (electric eel), 2514 nucleotides long. It is a transcript of the gene nudt12, whose product is annotated as nudix (nucleoside diphosphate linked moiety X)-type motif 12. Gene Ontology annotation, molecular function: protein binding; NADH pyrophosphatase activity; metal ion binding. Gene Ontology annotation, biological process: NADP+ catabolic process; NAD+ catabolic process. Lineage: Eukaryota; Metazoa; Chordata; Actinopteri; Gymnotiformes; Gymnotidae. The record is from RefSeq and is a predicted model, not a curated record. Gene Ontology annotation, cellular component: peroxisome; cytosol.
CAUUCGUGUGCAGAACAGAGGCUUCACGUCUGCCCUUAUAUUGAUUACCAGGAAUAAACUGCUGAUUCGCCUUGUCACAAGAAUCAGUUCAUUAGAACAUGACAAGUGUUCAGAUGAGUGCCACAGAUGAGAUGGUUGAGGGGUUCCUGGAUCAUGCAUCCAGGGGUGACUUAGUCAGAGUUUCUGACAUGAUCUGUUACUCCAGUAAGCUACUCAAUGAAAGUGGGAAACAAGGCUGGACAGCCUUAAUGCUGGCCGCAAGAAAUGGACACUUUGAUCUGGUGAAGGCUUUGCUUUCAAAGGGGUGCAAUAAAGACUUGAAGAACAAGUCAGGCCAGACUGCUCAUGACAUAGCAAAAUUUUGGGGGCACAAACAUAUUGCUGAUUUGUUGGUUGGUGAUGGGAAGAUUCGUGAUAUCCUGCCAAGUACGGGAGUAACAGAGCAUGAGAACUACUUUAGUAGAGAGUAUCUCAGCAGAAUGAGUGAUAAAAGGACAGACUCAGGAUGGCUUUCAGCUAAACAGUCCUCUCCAGAGACAGUGUUUCUUCUCUUUCAUAACUUGGACCCACUUGUCACCUCUGGGCCAGAGCACAUGAAUAAUAGUCAAGCUAAGUUGAAAUUGUGCAGGCUGAAGAGGGACUCUGUGGGUGUUCUACUCAAAAAGAGUGACAUUGUGGUUGUUUUUCUGGGAGUAGAGAAGCAAGAAUGUUCAUCCCUUUCAUCAGUAUCAAAAGAAGAAGAUGGACUUAUUGCAUGGUUUGCUUUGAAUGUGGAGGAGAAUCCGUCAGAAAUCCUCAAAAUUGAAGAUUCACACAGUUUCUUCCUUCAGGGGCCGAUGCCAACAUUGCUAAUGCUAAAUGAAGAUGAAGGAGGUAUAAUUGCACAAGCCAGGUCUGUCCUUGCAUGGCACAGCCGAUAUAGUUUUUGCCCAACGUGUGGGGGCAAGACCAAAGUGGCUGAAGGUGGUUACAAGAGAACCUGCUUGACAGAGGGCUGCAAGAGUCUUCUGGGCAUCCAUAGUACAUGUUAUCCUAGAGUUGAUCCUGUUGUGAUCAUGUUGGUCAUUCACCCAGAUGGGAAUCAGUGCUUACUAGGAAGGAAGAAGACAUUUCCUCCAGGAAUGUUCUCAUGUCUCGCUGGUUUCAUUGAACCAGGUGAGACCAUCGAGAAUGCAGUAAGGAGAGAGGUCAUGGAAGAGAGUGGGGUUACUGUCGGCCCUGUCCGGUAUGUAUCCUGCCAACCUUGGCCAAUGCCCUCAUCACUAAUGAUUGGCUGCAUUUCAGUCGCAGUGUCAACAGAUAUUAAGGUUGAUAAAGAUGAAAUUGAAGAGGCUCGCUGGUUCACCAGGCAACAGGUAAUAGAUGCUAUUGUGAAGAGUAGUAAAGCGGUGCUUACCAUGCCUCCAAGACAAGCUAUUGCACAUUAUCUAGUGAAACACUGGACUUGUCUAAACUCGAACCUUUGAAAAUAAUGUUAAGCAUUAUAUGUCAAAAAUGUAUUUGCAAUGAAAAUGAAACAGUCUGCCAGACUGUGAAUGUAAUGAACUGUAAUUAUACACAGGAUAAGUUGUCAAGUAUCUUAUGCCAAACCACUAGAGCUUUGUAUAGGGUCCAGCCCUGUCACUUCAUGCCAGCAAUUAUGACAUUGUAAGCUCUUCACAUGGGACAUCAGGUAGGCACAUUCCUUUGUUGCUGUUCAGCUAAAUUAAGCCCAAGACACCUCCAGAAGGCUCCACAGUGAGGUGUGGCAUCCCAGAUGCCACCACCAUCCAAGCUCACUUUUAAACCAAGCUGCACCUCUUUAAACGUAAACCCAAACUGUCCUCCCUGGUGAAUACAUCAUUAAUGCAUUCUCAGUGCCACCAGUUCCAUAUGGGCUUUAUGCACUAUACCAAUAGCAAACACAACUGUCCUGCCCCCACACAAACACGCACCACUUAUGCGUGUUUAGUUUCCAAGCAUUCAACAACACCGCAGAUCUAUACUGGCCUACCUGGUGACUAAGUCCAUGUCCAGCCCCAGUGGCACCAUUAAUGCAUGCUCAGUAUCACAGCUAUCCUUAGUUUAAGGCCUAUAAAACUAAACUGCACAAGCAUCCUAUCUCCUACCUAAUGUGCACCUGCCAUUCUCUCACCGCAGCCACCAAAUCUGUGUACUGCAGCUGCUUCCUUUCAAAAGCUUCAUCAACUGCAUUAUUAAAUGGAAUUGUUAUCUCUAUAAAAUAAUCCAGUUACAUUGAAUACAUCAUGAUGUCUGGCCACAGCAUAGCUAAUGCAGUACACUGGGACCAGUAGUUUUGGGGUGUUUUCCUGUUUCUGAUUUUUCUGCAAUUUCCAGUCUCACACUUCAGGCCAUCUACCCAUAUUUAUAGCUUGCACUCGCUCUCCAAUACACUGUACGUCACACUAGUCAUUUAUGCAAUGUUUUUCUAACCCAUCACUUCUAUAGCAGUACAUAAAAUAUUACCUAAAUGGAUGUAUGCAACUCGAAUUAAAAAUUAUUUUUUUAAUUGAA